GGGAUGUUGUCACUUUUUUAGAAGCUUUGUCAGCCUACUACAGCAUACAGCAGCAUAAGAGGAAUCAGGCAAUACCUUUUAAUGUAAAUAUUAGGCACAACUGUGCUACAAUAUUGGACGAGAUCAUCAGGAGUUUUACAUUUUCAUUUAGGUGUUCAGACAUUGGACAAAGCCGUGUAACGUCAGAUUAUUUUCUAUGAACAGCGCUUUCUUGUAAACAUAAAAUGGAUAUUUGGAAAGUUCCAUCUUGCACGGAAGUGAGCACAUGGAGUCCGGAUGCUCUUAUAGAUUAUUUUAGAUCGUGUAGGCUAAAGGACUGUGAAAAGAUUGUUAAAAAGCAAGGAAUAAGUGGGAGAAGAUUUUUGGAGAUGACUGAAAAUGACAUGCAGAAGUUUCCCAAAAUAAGUGUACCAAUGUUAAUCAGAAUUCAACAGGAUAUAAACAAAAAAGAGGAAAAGAAAGGCCUUUUUCCAAUGAGAACAGAAACCCAUAAACCCCAUUUAGGAGGACAUGCCCCUUUCCACCAUUCAGUGGGUUAUGAUACAAAUAUGUCAGAAAAUUGGAAUGGAUCAGGCUCUGACUCUUUUGAUGACGAUGAUUAUGAAGAUCCAGAUGCAUCAGAUGAUGGAGCAGACUAUGAAUCUCCUAAUGCAGAUGAUGAUGAGGGCAACAGUGAUGUAGAUUAUGAACCUCCACCAUCCAAUGAACUUAUUCAGAUAAAUCAACCCAGGGCACCCUGUGGCGACCAAUUUUAUGUUGGCCGGUCAAUUUCAGGAAAUCCUUCAAAAAAUCCGCCAGACCCUCCUUUACGACCAGAAUCUUCCACACAUCACACAAGAGGAAAUACUUUUCCAGGUGUCCAAUCAUCCUUGAGUCAAGAGGAUCAUAUCAAUCCAAAGCAAGCAAGAUGCCCAUUUGCUCCAAGCAUCGACAGAACAAAAAAGCCAAAAAUGGUAUUACCACCGAACACAGGAACAUCUGGUAUUGUUACAGGAAAAAGUGAACCUGUAAAGGCCAAUACGCUGCCUGCUAUUAUAAGGCCACCAUCAUUAGUAAAACCAGACCCACUGAAGAAGCCUCCCUUGCCAGGCCAACCUUCCACUGUAAGAUCAAACUUUUCAAGGCAAUUGGCACAGAGUGAACUGAGUGAAGAAGAUGGUCUCCAAAAAUUGUAUCCACAUUCUUCAAACACCUUCCCUUCCACAUCACCAAAACCUUCAAUGAGGAACAUUCAUUCAGGAUCCAAUACUUUACCUGGUACAGAUAGUGACCCUUUAAGGAAACAGACACAAAGCUUAUUCACUGGAGGGUCACAAACACCAGGAGGGUUAUUAAACCCACCAUGUAAGCCAGCCUACAAGCCACCUCCUGAAGGCAACACCAGAUCACCAGCUCAAAGUCCUUUUAAUCAUUCACAACAAAAUGAUGACCUCUCUUUAGAACAAUGGUAUUUGGGCACUAUGUCAAGAAAGGAUGCAGAAAGGGCUCUCAGAUCAAUAAAUCAGGAUGGUACAUUUCUGGUAAGAAACUGCUCACAAUCAUCAGUUUCACAGCCAUAUGUUCUUAUGGUGUUGUAUAAAAAUAAAGUCUACAAUGUACGAAUUCGCUACAACCAAGAAAGCAAUGUAUACCUUCUAGGAUCAGGAGCACAUGAGACUUUUAGUUCAGUGCCUGAAAUCAUCGACUUCUUCCGCAGUACUAAGCUUCUUCUAAUUGAUGGGAAAGAUCGAGGCUCAAGACAACAUUGCAAACUUUCCUGCAUAGCUUCAAGAAAUUUUCAUUAAAAUUACUCUGCUGUAAUUUUCUUGUUCUCGGAUCUAGGUAAAUCUAGGUACCUCUUGAUGGACAUGAGGCAAGCUUAGGUGGUUGAAUCCUUCGAGAUCACUCCCAUCCUCUUUAGCAAACAUCUUUGCCUUACACAGUAGAUUUUCCAUAUCCUGGGCCAGGGAGAAAAUCAAUGGUGUAACCCAAUCAUGGCCCCUUCACUCCCCCCCCCCCCC
Molecule: messenger RNA, 2000 nt
Organism: Rana temporaria (common frog)
Lineage: Eukaryota; Metazoa; Chordata; Amphibia; Anura; Ranidae
Gene: LCP2
Product: lymphocyte cytosolic protein 2
Exons: 22
Coding region: 225-1784 (519 amino acids)
Biological process (GO): intracellular signal transduction; cell surface receptor protein tyrosine kinase signaling pathway
Molecular function (GO): protein binding
Source: RefSeq, a predicted model, not a curated record